Molecule: messenger RNA, 528 nt
Organism: Cladophialophora carrionii CBS 160.54
Lineage: Eukaryota; Fungi; Ascomycota; Eurotiomycetes; Chaetothyriales; Herpotrichiellaceae
Exons: 2
Coding region: 1-528 (175 amino acids)
Source: RefSeq, a predicted model, not a curated record
AUGUCUGUAUCGCCAGUAUUAAGCAAUGCCGACCUUGCCACCAACAGCGAUCGAACACCUUCAAUGGAUUGGGAACCCAUCGAAAAUGGCAAUGACAACGAGCUCGCUUCACCCACCGCCCCCGAAACCCAAGCCGCCCGGAGCUCUGAGGCCACCUCCCCCCCGACCGAGCCACCAUGGCGCCACCUUCCCCCAUAUCAAAAGUACUGCUAUCCUUGGACAAAGCAGGAGCUCCUUGAAGCAGUGAGAGAAGACCAUUCCUGGUUGAACCCUGAACCAGCCAAGGCGGAGUGGUGCAAGAGAAAUCUCAUGGAGAGCACUCAUCCUGCUGUGACCUUUGCCCUGUUGAAGCAGUGGACGGUGGAAAGACUGGAAACUGCACGGCCCAAGAGCCGUCAGGUAACGGUGCAGCUUGGACCCCGCCGUAAUGAGGACAAGGAAGAAUACGUCGUUGUCGAAAGAAAGAAGAAGACGAUUCGGCCUAAGCAAUCAUCUCACUUCGAUGAGGAUGAUUACGUUUGGGUCUAG